AGUCUCAGAAAGCGGAGAGAAGCUAUCGAGAUUGUCGCCUGAGUCGUCUGCUAGUCUGCGGCGGCGCGGACAGUGGAGCUAUCGAUCUUCCUCUCUACAUCUGGCUUGUUCGUUACAACCAGCCUGAGGUGUGACAGCCUCUCUGUGUCUCACGCAAAACUGCACCAGUCAUUGUCAACCAGUUUGGUAGUCUCUGUAUUAGAAAUAAAGAAAUAAUAUUAUACCGUAGUCUCCAUUUGCUGUCUCUUGUGAGCAACGUACUGAGCUUUUUAACAGCUCCGAGCACGAUGUGUUCUGUCACAACUCAGUGAAUGGCACGUACCUGAUAUCUAAUCUCACGAGGAGCACAAUGUUAAUGAGCUGUGUAAUUAGAUCGGCGAUGUGUUGAUAUGAGCAAGGUAAAGGAGGAUAUUAUUGAUUCUUGAUGACAAUAUGGCCUAACUACAUCAUCGGCGCUCGGAAUGUUUGAGCACUCAUCAGCCUGUCUCGAUCUGUGAGCCAUGAGUCAUUUUCUAGCGGAAUAUCCUGUUCCCCGCGUUAUUGUAUGGUAAAAGAGCUUUGAAGACCUUGUUUUAGUUUUACAGUCGCAGUUUCGAGAGAGAAAUCCCCUGAGACGUUCCGAUCAGUUGGAAGGCUGAGCAGGAAAAUCUCGUGUGCCCCAGCACUGAUAAAAUGGAAUGGUUUAUCCUAGGCACCAGGAUUGUUGUUGGAGGCAAUUGUUCCUCGCAGAGAGUGUUUUCAUUCUGAAAUCUCGAUUGAAGCACAGAAACUGAUUUUGGAGGACCAGAGGACCAGAUCAGAAUGAGAUAUGACUGACCGCUCGUCUCAGAAUUGAGGGCGUAUUGGUGCAAGGGCCAUCAAAGUAGCAUUUGAUCAUCCUCGAUUAUACGAGGUUGAGAGUUUGAGUUCGCGGCGGGUUUUUUUUUAAUCUUCCCAAAAGGCCAAGAUGAUGCGUGGCUUCGACACGAUUGAAUCUAUGAAUGCUGACGAGGUGCUGGUGAAAAGGAAAAGAGGGACCAAGCGCUAUAUGGUCGCUGCUGCUGUCAUUGGGGGUCUUUUCUUCAUUGUAGGCAUAAUGAUUGGAUACUUCAGUCACAAAGCAGAGGCUGAAGGAGCUGGACGUCAGAAGCCGAACAAACGCCUCGAACCUGAUGAAUUCAUCAUUGAAAAAGUGAGCAAGGAAUUCUUGGAUUCAAAACUCAGGAUGUUUUCUUCCAAGCCUCGACUAGCAGGCACCAAAGCUGGUACAGAAAUAGCAGAGACCAUUAAAUCUUUGUGGUCAGAAAGUGGACUGGAUGAAGUUCAUAUGAAAACAUACAAUGUUCUUCUGUCACUUCCGAAUGCAUCAGAGCCAAACAUGGUUGAGGUGAUAAACAAGACAACAGGUGAGCCAGUGUUUACAUCACAGCUGUAUGAAGCAGCCCUUCGUCCAGAAGACAAUACAACUCUAAUAGUGCCUUUUGCUGCCUACUCCCCUGCUGGAAUUGUUGAGGGGAAUAUUGUUCAUGUCAACUAUGGAACUACGGAGAACAUUGAGAGUAUGCUACAAAAUCUAACCUUUGAUCUAACUGGAACAAUUUUCCUUGCCAAAUAUGGACAGAUCUCCCCUAAACAAAAGGUUCAAAAUGCAGAAUUGUAUGGUGCCAGUGCUUUACUCCUGUACCCAGAUCUGGCUGAUACAAAUGGGCGAGACAAUGCAAAUGAGAAAGUAUACCCAGACUCGUGGCUGAUGCCUGACUCUGGAGUGAGAAGAGAAAUGCUCCUCGAUAAAUAUGGAGAUCCAGACACUCCAAACUAUCCAUCAACAGAAUAUGCUCAUUACAUAAAUCCAGAGACAAGAAAUCUACCGAAGAUCCCAUGUCAACCAAUCAGCUACCAUGAUGCAGUGUCUUUGCUUGAAGUAUUGACUGGAUCAGCCGCCCCUCAGUAUGGAGUUGUGUCAGAUAAUGGAAAUGGAUCGGCUUUAGAAGUAAGGGUGACUGUGAACAACAUCUUACAGAGGAGGCCAAUCCAUAACGUCAUCGGAAUCAUCAAAGGCAGCAUAGAGCCUGACAGGUUCAUCUUACUUGGUGGUCACCACGACUCAUGGACUUAUGGAGCUGUUGACCCACACUCUGCAAGUGCUGUUUUAUCUCAGAUUGUCCAUCUGUUUGGGCAGUUGUUACAGUCAGGACAUCGCCCAAGACGCACUUUGGUGUUUUGCAGUUGGGAUGCCAAAGAACCUGCCAUUAUUGGCUCAACAGAAUGGGUGGAGGAGAAUGAGAAACUGCUGUCAGAGAGAGCAGUGGCAUACCUCAACGCAGACCUCAUAGCAGGAGGACACUUUACUUUGUCUGUGAAAGCCAGUCCAUUGUUGCAAGACGCUUUAUUCACAGCAGCAAAGAGGGUACCAAGCCAUGUGGAGAACUAUAAGACACUGUAUGAUUUAUGGGCAGCACGGCCGAAUGACGAAAGUUGGAACUCUCAAGAGCCAAAGGUUUCGUAUGCUUUUGGUUCUGAUGGUGACUAUGUCUCAUUUCAUGAAAAUGUUGGCAUUUCGUCUGCUGACUUCAGUUUUACAUAUGAAAAGAAAAAGUUUCAAGGUGCAAACUAUCCUUUGCACCACACUGCUUAUGAUACAUACUAUUUGUAUAAACAAUUUCAAGACCCUAAUCUAGCCUGUAUGGAAGCAGGGGCACGCUUCUGGGGCAUUCUAGCAAACAACCUUGCCAAUGCUCCAUUGCUCCCACUGAGAGCGUCUCGGUUAUCUUCAGCUGUGAGUGCUUUUCUGGAUGCUUUGACUCUGGAGCUUCAAGACAUGCUCGAUACAGACAGCAUUACACUUGACGCUGUUAUAUCAGCAGUAAGGAAUUUUUCAGAUGCAACGUCUAAGUUGGAGCAUGACAUGAAUGACAGUCCAGAACUGACAGCUAAUCCUCUAAUGCUGAGGAGAUAUAAUGACAAGCUCAUGCUGCUAGAGCGAGCUUUCACUCACAUAAACAUUUUGCCUGGAAAAGAAUUUGUGUUCAGAGAUGGAACACCUGGUCAAGACGUUUCUCCUGAAGACAUCUACCUGUAUGACAUCUUAAAUACUGUAACUGACAUGACCCAUGGGCCUGAACAGAUUGAGCAAUUGAAAGAGCAAAUUUCUGUCAUAGCGUUAAAGGUGCAGUCAGCAGCUGAUAGUCUUUAUGACAUUGGUUUAAUUAAGGAGAAAUGAGUAUAGAAGCGCUUCAUUGUCUUGAAUGAACAUCUGUGAUUACAUUUUUUUUUAGAGCUUUGUCGCUCUGAGUAAAAAACAUCACAAAUAUUGCGUAUAACAGUUUAUGAAGUAUACAUCAUGAGCUGCUAGUACAGGGCAAGUGCUUCAAGCUUGUGCUGCAUUUCCAUCAAAACCUGUUUUAUUUGACCAUGAACUUUGAAUUAUGCCUACUUUUGGCUCCUUAUACAAUCAAAAGUAAAGCAAAAAGUUCAUUGAUUGCAAUUUCAAGCAUAAUAUGAAUUGAUAACACCAAUGAAUUUGACAUGUAUACUUGUACAUUAACUGAAACUGCAAUGCAAAAGUUAUAUGUAUCAGAGUGGGGGUUUUUUGGUUUCUUUUUAUAAUUUGUGAACAUUUUACUUCCCAAAAGCAACUCAUGUGCCCCCAUUCGUACAUUAAAAAUGAUUUUGAGGUAUGCAGAGCAGAAAGCAAACUGUUAAGCUCAACAGUGAGUUUCUAGAGGUUUUGUAAUGCCACAGUGAAAUAUUGUAUACUACAAGACUGGCCACUCUUAAAUAUGAAAAAAAAAGUCAUCAAUAAUAACUCCAGUGGUAAUGUCUAUACUUUCACACAUUGGGUACCAUCUAUGGAAUAGUGUUUCUUGUUAACAAAGGCUAAGAGCACUUCUGUUAAUGAAAAAACCCAAAAUGUUUUCAUUAGUGCCAGAGGCAACACCUACAUUAUUCGCAUAGAUUAUUGAAGGCCUUUUUAUUAGGCAGUGGACUGUCUUGUAAUAUUCUAUUUUGUAUUUUAUAUAUAUAGAUUAGGAGAGGUAAAGCACAAAAACCUGUAGCUUGAAUGGGCACAACAGUGUUAUAUAAUAUACCUUUCUCAGGAUCUACUUGGUUGUGAUUUUGUCUAACUUGUUUUACAAUGAACCUUCUAGGGGAGAUGAGGAUGAAAUUGCAAGCAGGUAACCUAUUAAAAUAUCAAAGGCCAUGUUCAAUUUGUGGUGAUGAAUAAGUGCUCUUUGACAUGGUCUGCUGCCAAUCUGAAAGAAAACCAUUAGUGAGUUGUUUCUACUAAAAUGAAUUGUAGGGGCCUACUGAACCAGCUGACUGAUGAGUUUAGAGAGUCAGUUAAUAGAGGGAAUAAUUUAUUUUGUUUACAAAAGCCUUUCACCUUGAAAAGUAUAAUUAUUAUUUGUUGAAUUGUAUGCACUUCAUCUCUCUUGUUCAUGCAUAGGUAAACUUUGUUGUUACCCAUCUAUGAUUUGAAAGUAAAAAGUUACUGUUAAAUGUUAGAUGCAUGAACUUUAUGAAAAAUAUAUUUUACUUGUGAAUUCCUUUACUAGUUGUCAUUUCCUCGUCUGUGUUUCCUUGUUUUUCUCUGUUCGCAGGCUGCACUCUUGAAACCAUAGCAUUUACAAGAAUUAUGCCUCAAACAUAGAAUUAAUGGAAGCUUAUAUUCAAAUUUGCGGUAGUUUAUGUAUGUCCAUUUGUCACGCUACCAAAAUUUGUUUCUCCAGUAAUAAUAAAGUGCUCUGUAGUGUCUCUUGUUAUGACGUUGUAAUAAGUAUAAAGUUUUUCACUUUUGCUGAGUGUCUGUUCACUCCUAGAUGGUGUUUUGUGAUAGAAAACUUCAUGUCAUCCUUAGUGUAGUGCUUAGCACUUAUUGUCCACUCUCUUUCAAAGUAGCAAGGAGACUGUAAUACUUCCAGUCUUCAGAUCUGUGAUCAAUCAAAGGAAAGGAUUCCUCCUUUCUGGAGACUGAGACAAUAGUCACAGUCACGUUUCUCCAGAUGAGAUCUGGAAAUGUUAGAAUACUGCAAGGCAAGGACUGGAAGAAUUAUACCACUGAUCCCACCAAAAAGAAAUUAGUUUUGAAAUAUUGUACAUAAGUUUCCUUUUAAUUUUAGGAACUACACAUUCCAUAUAUAUAUCUUAUAUAUCAAUUGAAUGUCUACAUAUCAUUCUUGGAUAAAACUCUGCUGUGUCUCAAUAUUGUAGAGGCAUAUAUUUCUAUUUACAACAAGUCAACACAUUCCUGUCCUCUUCAAAGCACUAUGCAAUUGCUGCAUGUCACCUCAAAUAUCAGGGAGUCUAUUUAUAGCAUACUAAAGAAAAAAA
This is a messenger RNA of Aplysia californica (California sea hare), 5310 nucleotides long. Its product is annotated as glutamate carboxypeptidase 2. NCBI's taxonomy places the organism in Eukaryota, Metazoa, Mollusca, Gastropoda, Aplysiida, Aplysiidae. The transcript is spliced from 20 exons. The record is from RefSeq and is a predicted model, not a curated record. Bases 947 to 3199 code for a protein of 750 amino acids. Gene Ontology annotation, molecular function: carboxypeptidase activity.